This is a messenger RNA of Pseudogymnoascus destructans, 768 nucleotides long. RefSeq lists its product as uncharacterized. Lineage: Eukaryota; Fungi; Ascomycota; Leotiomycetes; Thelebolales; Thelebolaceae. The transcript is spliced from 4 exons. The coding region runs from base 192 to 707 and encodes 171 amino acids. The record is from RefSeq and is a predicted model, not a curated record.
AUUUAGUACCGCCGCCUCCGCCUCGUUGACCCCCCUUACUCUUCAAAAUGUCGAGUGCCUCCGUCUGAUACUUCCGAUUGUUUAAUCACUUUGUUAAAGAAUGCCACCAUUCUCACCCGCUUGGGAAUGAGGCGGCCUGGGCACACGAUAUCCCAAGUAUCGCACACAAUCAUGAAUACUUACUACACGCAAUGCGCGCGCUUGCAGCGUCGGACAUAUCAGGAUACUCGCCUAACGACUCAGCCCUCGCUCUGUCGGGGAUCAACCACCGCGUACGCGCAAUCGAGUCCCUCAGCACAGCCUUGUCGCGCGGCCUCCACACAAUGGAGGAAGGAAACGCCAUGCUAGCCACGUGUUACACGCUGGUAUUCCAAUCGGCCCUCAUUUCUGACGGCUUCCCAGAGUACAUGUCCUUCAUUCGCGGGUGCAUGGUGGUAGCCUGGCAAAUGGGGGUCAAGCAGCUCAAGUUUGUCUUUGAGGUUCUCAAUGACGAGCAGCUGGCGAAGAUGGGGCCGUAUCUCCAGGGCGCUCCCGGUAUUGAUCCAGACCUGACAAACGGGGCCAUCGGUUCCCUCGAGGCCUGCAGGCCACUGGUCGUGAGAGAUGCAGAGAAGGCCUUUUACGAAUGUAUGCUCGAGAUCGCCCAGGCGGCGCAGAUAUCUAGCUGGCAGGAGUUGAGAGUUGCCAGGAUAUCAAACGGCAAUUGAGGAGGGGGAAGGUGAGGUAUAUAACUAUGUUUCCUGCUCACACAUAACACACAAACCCCAA